GCAGUAAAACUCUCUCCGCGGACAACACAUCGCGAUACUUAAAUUUGUGAUCAUCCUCCGAACUGGCAGACGCAAAUGACGAAUGAGUUCUGACUAGGAUGAGCUGGCUCGAGUCGCUCCUGAGAGACGAAAAAUCGUUCCAAGUGUACAGAAAGUUCAGAUUUAAACCCGUAUAAUUCCAUCGAUUCAAAAGAAUCCAGAUUUCCAAGCAAAGAAAACUACCCUCCGUAACCAGCCUAUCGACCAAAAUCCCUGAUCGAGCAACCAGACGACGCAUAUGGAUUUCGUGGCCGGUUGCAUUGGCGGCUGCGCUGGAGUUCUUGUCGGGCAUCCGUUCGACACCGUGAAGGUACGACUCCAGACGCAGGAUCCCCGGAAUCCAGUCUACCGGGGCACAUUCCACUGUCUGAGGAGCAUAAUUGCCAAGGACUCCGUUUCUGGAUUGUUCCGCGGGAUGUCCUCGCCGAUGGUCGGCGUGUCGGUUGUUAACGCGAUAGUUUUCGGAGUUUACGGAUGUACCUCGAGACAGUUCUCAGACCAGGAUUCACUGAAAACGCAUUUCGUCGCGGGAAUGGUGGCAGGCUCCGUACAAAGUUUCGUCACGAGCCCACUGGAACUGGUCAAAACUCGACUGCAGGUACAAGCCGAUACCACACCGACCGCGAUUACACAGCGAGCCACUUACGCGGGGCCGGCUGACUGCGUGCGUAGAAUUGUCCUGAGAGAAGGAGGUCUCAGAGCCCUGACAAGAGGACUUGGAUCGACUCUCCUCCGUGACGGACCGGCUCUCGGUGCUUACUUCGCAAGCUACGAGUUCUUCACGAACAGCUCGAUGUUUCGAUCCGAUGACGAGCAAAACUUGAGCACGUCGGCGCUCCUGAUGGCCGGUGGUUUGGCAGGUGUCGUCUCAUGGGUGGUUUCAUACCCCGUGGACGUUAUCAAAUCCCGAAUACAGAGUUCAGCCACGGCGAAAGGAUUGACUCAAACGGCCCGAUCGAUGUAUGCGCAGGAAGGCGGUCGCAGCUUCUUCCGAGGUCUCAACUCUGCCUUGAUACGCGCCUAUCCUACGAACGCAGCGAUAUUUUUCACAGUGAGCUUCGUUCAGGAUCUGCACGCGAAAUACGUGAGCGGGAAGGCAGCGUUGGUCAAAGCAGAAGAACGCAUCGUCGAAACUGUACAGCAGCAAAUGCAUUUCCAUCUACACUAUCACCAGCUGGGCGAACGCAUGCAUUUGCCAACAAUCUCGAAUCACUAUCACUAGGAAAAUAUGUAUUCACGCACAAAAGACGGUACCAAGCCCUCGCCCUCGUGCCCUGCUCCAUCGAGGCCGAGAUACGAGGAAGAGCCAAUCGCUGGGAACGCAUUUUGUCAGGAGCUGUCGGCUACGCUAGGCAAAUUAGAAUAAAUUCCGACUGUUUUACCA
Messenger RNA from Galendromus occidentalis (western predatory mite), 1423 nucleotides. RefSeq names its product mitochondrial basic amino acids transporter. NCBI's taxonomy places the organism in Eukaryota, Metazoa, Arthropoda, Arachnida, Mesostigmata, Phytoseiidae. Gene Ontology annotation, cellular component: mitochondrion. The record is from RefSeq and is a predicted model, not a curated record. The transcript is spliced from 4 exons. Gene Ontology annotation, molecular function: high-affinity L-arginine transmembrane transporter activity. Gene Ontology annotation, biological process: mitochondrial L-ornithine transmembrane transport. The coding region runs from base 278 to 1261 and encodes 327 amino acids.